AUGGUAAAGAAGACUGUUUUGAAGGUUGAUCUCUCAGGCGAAAAAGGCAGGAAGAAGCUUCUUAAGGCAAUCUCUGGAGUACAAGGGGUGGAUAAGAUAGAGGUGGAUGCUGCCAAGGGAACUAUAUCAGUAACAGGCGAUGCAGACCCAUAUGAUAUUAUAGUUCGAACGAGAAAAGUAGGGAAAUUUGUAGAGCUGGUGAGUGUAGGGCCUCCCCCAGCACCUCCAAAGGAACCCCAGAAGAAGCCCGAAGAGAAGAAGGCUGAGCCCAAGAAAGAUGAUAAGAAGACUGACCCAAAUCCCCAAUUCCACUAUCCUGUAGUCUAUAUGGAUAGAUAUAAUGAGCCCAACGUUGGGUGCUCAAUCAUGUGAUAAUAAUAAUUGGUUGUAGUUAUGUUGAUUUAAUUUUAGCUCGAUUGACAUAGACAUUGUUGUCAAUGUAAGAGGAUGUAGGUUCGAGUGUGCUAAAGCGUACUAUCCUUCUAUUUAUA
Messenger RNA from Gossypium raimondii (Peruvian cotton), 491 nucleotides. RefSeq lists its product as hypothetical. The transcript is spliced from 2 exons. Lineage: Eukaryota; Viridiplantae; Streptophyta; Magnoliopsida; Malvales; Malvaceae. The record is from RefSeq and is a predicted model, not a curated record. The coding region runs from base 1 to 372 and encodes 123 amino acids. Gene Ontology annotation, molecular function: metal ion binding.